AUGGCGAACUGCGACAUCGUGUGCAUAGGACAACAGGCGCUCAAGCAGACGUUCGCGGGCGUGAUCAGGCAGCAAGACGUGCGCGCGACCGAAAUAGACAAGGUGGAGAUGGCCAAGUGCUACCGGCCAGGAGACAUCGUGCGCGCCGAGGUGCUCGCGCUGGGCGACGCGCGGUCGUUCCAGCUCACGACGGCCAAGGACGAGUACGGCGUCGUGUACGCGAAGUGCGCAGUGUCGGGGCAGGCCAUGGUGCCCAGCAGCGCGACGGAGAUGGCAUGUCCUGAGAGCCGCGUCGUCGAAGCACGCAAGGUGGCCCAGAGCUAA
This is a messenger RNA of Pedinophyceae sp. YPF-701, 324 nucleotides long. The record is from the annotation of a GenBank genome assembly. Lineage: Eukaryota; Viridiplantae; Chlorophyta; Pedinophyceae.